This is a messenger RNA of Owenia fusiformis, 1882 nucleotides long. The record is from the annotation of a GenBank genome assembly. NCBI's taxonomy places the organism in Eukaryota, Metazoa, Annelida, Polychaeta, Sabellida, Oweniidae.
UUCCAAGACUAAAUAAUAAAUGGAGUAUCGAUAUAAAAUACAAAACGGAUAUAUAGUAUCACAUGACUUUUGGGGAUUUUGAUGUUGACAACUUGAGAAACAUAUAAAUUUUAUAUUUCAAGUAAAAAACAAGUAAACUUCAAAAAUGAGUCUACUGACAGGCUAUUAAAUCCAAGGUCUAGAAUAAAAAUAAACAUAAUUCAAAUAGGAGUAAUCAUUCAAUUAAAACACAAGCACAGAUAGUGAAAAGUUGAGUCCGAUGUCUUCACAAGGGGUACCCGCUGACGGCGGUCAUGCUCAAGCUAUGCGGAACCUACAGAGAGUAAACAACAAGAACAACAUCCAAGAGUUGUAUCUGAGGAGGAGACUGGAAGGCUUCAAUAGAGAGCAAACACACAACAUAUCCCUCAUUGACAAAGACAAAUACGAUCAGUAUGAUUUCCUAAAGCAGAUCAGGAAGUGUGAAUCAGAUUUGACCAUGGAGCAUGUUAAGUACUUUGGGAAGAAAAGUAGAAAUAAACGACGUGAUUUAAAGACACCGGCUACACCCCAUCCGACACGGCUUCCCCAACAGCCCACUCCAUCUGGUAAUAGAGGCGCUACAAAUCAAGACAAACUCGAAGACAAUCGAGGCCAUAAUAAAGAUCUUCCAGAAAUAAUGCUCAGAAACGAUAGAAGGUUUUUAUCUACAGCACCUGCUAAUCAUAACAGAAGCGAGAAACCUUCAGAAGAGGCUGAAAAUGAACAUAUAAAUAAAAGGGAUAUCGGAACGGCGCCUGGAAGAACACGGGUCGGCUGGAUGGAACCAGCGUCAGAUGGCCUUGCCAAACUUUCAAUAGAUGAUAAUAAAACCGAGCACAGUAGUUCAAGACAGAAUAAUAUAAAAUCCAACCAAAAUGAUCAUCUUCCUCCUAUCAUUGAACUUGCUGACGUUGGUGAUAUUCCGCCACCCACAAAUUAUACGUCUGCUGGUUUCGGAAACGAGGCUGUAAUGAUGGAAGUUAUGGCAAUGAAAUCACCAAAGAAACGCAAACGCAGGCGACCAUUCGAGGAGAGAUUAAAGUCAUUUUACAAUAAUAUCGAAGAUUUAAAGGUGGUGCAAGCUGAGACUCCGCCGAUAUGGCAGCAGAAACGCCAAUGGAAACUGCUGACCCAAGGAAUAAAAGCUGCUCUCCAGGACUCAAGUGAUGACGACUGCGAUGAAGUAUGAAAUGCACAUCCACCUAGAUUAACUAAUUUGGAUUAUUGCAUUAAAAUACAUACUUUAAUUGGCAUUAUAUGCAUUUUUGCUAUUGACAAUUCCGCUGAAAUCAUUAUUUCUGGUCUUGAAUUUAAUUGAUAUUAUUUCUCCAAAAGAACAAUUUUAAGUGGCUAAUUCUAUUUGAUGAUAUGACUGACACCUUUGAUGACGAUUUAGAACGUACUUCUACAGUACAUAAAAACAUAAGCUAGUUGAUAAGCUGACAUCAUCAGCUCCACAAAUACCAUUAUAUUAAAAAACUUUGAAUUGACCACUUAUACUCAAAACAAAACAAAAAAAUAUUGACGAUUGCACAUUAACAUGUAAUUAUAUACUAUAAAUCCAUUUCCAAUGCCAGUUUAUGUGAUAAUCUAUUCAAAAUAGAUUCUCAACAUUUGUUAACGUCAGUGCAAUAAGCCAUGCACCACUUGCCUUUCAAUUAACGAAGAAUUUAAAUUCUGAAGUUGCACGUUUUGUACAAUACUUGCUGAAUAAAUAAAGUAUACAUCUUAAAUUCAAACGUAUCUCUUUUAAUGAUAAUUAAACCUCUUGUUGUUGCACGAUACAUGUACGUUGUAAAUCCUGUGGCCCAUGCCCCAGUAGACAGCAAAGUAUAGAGGAAUUUCAGACCUUGGACAAGAA